UCAUUAUUAUAUGGGAAAGCGCAUACUUCUCAUCUGGAUGAUUUGGCCGAUGCAGCGGCGGCAGCAGCAGCUGCUGCUGCUGCGACAACGGCGGUUUCUCAGGGUAGUAGAUCUGUUGAAAGUAGAACCAGGCUGCUGUACCAUCGCCAGUCGGAGCAGUCCCUUCAGCGUAUUGUAAAAGAGCGCAGUGAUCUGUUUUCUGGUAAGCAAAGCGGCGAUGGUUCGUCACGAAGCCAGUCCAUCUUCGAUUUCUCGUCUGGUGGCCAUCAAAAGUCGAAAAUACCGACGGGAAAAGAUCUCAAAUAUCUGUGA
This is a messenger RNA of Gongylonema pulchrum, 312 nucleotides long. NCBI's taxonomy places the organism in Eukaryota, Metazoa, Nematoda, Chromadorea, Rhabditida, Gongylonematidae. The record is from the annotation of a GenBank genome assembly.